Zea mays is the source of this 1278-nucleotide messenger RNA. Its product is annotated as Expansin-B4. Gene Ontology annotation, biological process: sexual reproduction. Gene Ontology annotation, cellular component: extracellular region. Lineage: Eukaryota; Viridiplantae; Streptophyta; Magnoliopsida; Poales; Poaceae. The record is from RefSeq and is marked provisional.
CACAAAAGCACACUCUGUUCGGCUUGCCUUGUCCUUUUUCCUUGCCAUAUGGCUACCAAGAUGGUCCUGUGUCGCUUUGUAGCCCUCGCGGCUGUCGCCUGCCUCCUCCGCCCUGGCGCGCCCGUCGAGCUCCACCGCAAGCUCUCCGGGUGGUCCGACGACGCGGGCGCGACGUGGUACGGCGCAGCCACCGGCGCUGGGAGCGACGGUGAGUCAGAUGCACGGCCGCCGGACGACGCGCGUGAAUUUUCCAUGAACCAUGCAUUUUCCCUUACACCUGCACACAAAACAAAAAUAAAAAAUAAAAUAAAUGAAUAAAGAAUCUGUAACAAAUGCCUUCCGGGGACCGGGUAUACGUGUGUACGUCGGUUUUUCCGUGCAGGUGGUGCAUGCGGGUACCAGAACGCCGUCGACCAGCCGCCGUUCUCGUCCAUGAUCGCCGCCGGCAGUCCAUCCAUCUUCCAGAACGGCAAGGGCUGCGGCGCCUGCUAUCAGGUGAAAUGCACCGGGCACGCGUCGUGCUCCGGCAGCCCGGUGACCGUGGUCCUCACCGACGAGUGCCCCGGCGGCGCGUGCCUGGACGAGCCCGUGCACUUCGACCUGAGCGGCACGGCGUUCGGAGCCAUGGCGAAGGACGGCCAGGCGGACCAGCUCCGCGGCGCCGGACACCUCAAGAUCCAGUACACUCGGGUGCCGUGCAACUGGCGAGGGCUGGACAUCGCGUUCAAGGUGGACGCCGGCUCGAACCCGAACUACUUCGCGGUGCUCAUCGAGUACGAGUCCGGGGACGGCGAGCUGGAGUCCGUGGAGCUCAUGCAGCGCGGCGGCGGCGGCGGGGGGGCGUGGGCGCCGAUGCAGCAGUCGUGGGGCGCGGUGUGGCGGUACAACUCCGGCGACACCCUGCAGGCGCCCUUCUCCGUCCGCCUCACCUCCGGCUCCGGCAGGACGGUCGUCGCCAGCAACGUCAUCCCCGCGGGGUGGACGCCCGGCGCCACGUACCGCUCGGUCGUCAACUUCGACAACUAACGAGGACGGACGGACGGACCGAAAUAACGGCACGCCCGCCCGCCCGCCCGCCGGCCGGCCGCCGGGAUGGCCGUGAAAGGCGUGGCGCUAUAGCUUUUAGUUUAUGAUUCGAGCUGUGCGCGGGUGCCUACUAUGCCGACGACGCUACUGUACUGUUGCGUGCGUGACAUGUGCAAAUCCGCGCAGUCACCGUGUACCGCCGGAAUGGCGUGUGUUUCUUUGAAUAAAAUAAAGGCUGGACCGGAAGCGAAC